CCGCGCCCGGCCAUGGCGGAGCCCUCGCCCGCCCGACGCCCGGUGCCCCUCAUCGAGUCGGAGCUGUACUUCCUCAUCGCCCGGUACCUCUCGGCCGGCCCGUGUCGGAGAGCCGCCCAGGUGCUGGUGCAGGAGCUGGAGCAGUACCAGCUGCUGCCGAAGAGGUUGGACUGGGAGGGCAACGAGCACAGCAGGAGCUACGAGGAAUUGGUCUUGUCCAAUAAGCAUGUGGCUCCUGAUCAUCUGUUGCAAAUCUGCCAGCGCAUCGGUCCCAUGUUGGAUAAGGAAAUUCCACCCAGUAUUUCAAGAGUCACUUCUUUACUUGGUGCAGGAAGGCAGUCUUUGCUACGUACAGCAAAAGACUGCAGGCACACAGUUUGGAAGGGCUCUGCCUUUGCUGCUCUUCAUAGAGGAAGACCUCCUGAAAUGCCGGUGAAUUAUGGUUCCCCACCCAAUCUUGUGGAGAUACAUCGAGGAAAACAACUCACAGGGUGUUCCACUUUUAGCACAGCAUUUCCAGGAACUAUGUAUCAGCAUAUAAAAAUGCACAGAAGGAUUCUCGGACAUCUGUCAGCUGUUUACUGUGUAGCAUUUGAUAGGACAGGACAUAGAAUCUUUACAGGUUCAGAUGAUUGUUUGGUGAAGAUUUGGUCAACACACAAUGGUCGCUUAUUGUCUACAUUAAGAGGUCAUUCUGCAGAAAUUUCAGAUAUGGCAGUAAACUAUGAAAAUACAAUGAUUGCUGCAGGGAGCUGUGAUAAAAUAAUUAGAGUGUGGUGCUUGAGAACUUGUGCCCCAGUUGCUGUGCUCCAAGGGCACACGGGAUCCAUUACAUCUUUACAGUUUAGCCCAAUGGCCAAGGGCUCUCAAAGAUACAUGGUUUCUACUGGUGCUGAUGGGACAGUUUGCUUUUGGCAGUGGGAUUUAGAAUCCCUGAAAUUCAGCCCGCGUCCCCUGAAGUUCACUGAAAAGCCUAGACCAGGUGUUCAAAUGCUUUGUUCUUCUUUUAGUGUUGGUGGUAUGUUUUUAGCCACAGGUAGUACUGAUCAUGUAAUCAGAAUGUAUUUUUUGGGUUUUGAAGCACCUGAAAAAAUAGCAGAACUUGAGAGCCACACUGAUAAAGUUGAUAGUAUUCAAUUUUGUAACAAUGGUGAUCGGUUCUUAAGUGGUAGCAGAGAUGGAACAGCACGUAUCUGGCGAUUUGAGCAGUUAGAAUGGAGAAGCAUUUUAUUGGAUAUGGCUACCAGAAUCUCAGGGGACUUAUCUUCCGAAGAGGAAAGGUUUAUGAAACCCAAAGUAACAAUGAUAGCUUGGAAUCAGAAUGAUAGUAUUGUUGUCACAGCUGUGAAUGAUCAUGUCCUCAAAGUGUGGAAUUCUUAUACCGGACAGCUGCUUCAUAACUUACUGGGACAUGCUGAUGAAGUAUUUGUUUUGGAGACACAUCCCUUUGAUUCCAGAAUUAUGUUAUCUGCAGGACACGAUGGCAGCAUAUUUAUAUGGGAUAUUACAAAAGGCACCAAGAUGAAACAUUAUUUUAAUAUGAUUGAAGGACAAGGACAUGGAGCUGUAUUUGACUGUAAGUUUUCACAAGAUGGACAGCAUUUUGCCUGCACAGAUUCUCAUGGGCAUCUUUUGAUAUUUGGUUUUGGAUGCAGCAAGCCAUAUGAAAAGAUUCCUGAUCAGAUGUUCUUCCAUACUGACUAUCGACCACUGAUUAGAGAUUCUAAUAAUUAUGUGUUAGAUGAACAAACUCAGCAGGCUCCUCAUCUUAUGCCUCCACCAUUCUUGGUAGAUGUAGAUGGAAAUCCUCAUCCAACUAAGUAUCAGAGAUUAGUGCCAGGCCGAGAGAAUUCCGCAGAUGAACAUUUGGUUCCACAGCUAGGCUAUGUGGCAACAAGUGAUGGAGAGGUAAUCGAACAAAUUAUAAGCUUACAAACCAAUGAUAAUGGUGAACGAAGCCCAGAGUCCAGUGUUCUUGAUGGAAUGAUAAGAGAGUUGCAGCAGCAGCAAGAUCAGAGAAUGGGAGCAGGUCAAGAUACUAUUCCAAGUGGACUUCCAAAUGGGGAAGAAACACCUCGAAGAGGUUUUAGAAGACUAAGCUUAGACAUCCAUUCCCCUCCAAAUAUUGGUCUGCGUCGUAGUGGACAAGUUGAAGGUGUUCGUCAGAUGCAUCAGAAUGCUCCACGUAGUCAGAUUGCUACAGAACGUGACCUGCAGGCUUGGAAACGAAGAGUGGUUGUACCAGAGGUACCACUAGGCAUAUUUAGGAAGUUGGAAGACUUCAGAAUAGAGAAAGGUGAAGAGGAAAGAAAUCUUUAUGUAAUUGGAAGAAAAAGGAAGACUCUCCAGCUCUCACAAAAGUCUGAUUCGGUUGUUAUGAUGUCCCAGUCUAGGCAGAGGACAUGUAGACGUAAAUAUCCAAAUUAUGGUAGAAGAAAUCUUGGACGGCUUGAGUUAUCUUCUGAGAAUGAAUCUUCAAGCUCUGUAAGACAUGAGACUUCCUGUGAUCAAAGUGAAGGUUCUUGUUCUUCCGAAGAGGAAGAAUGGAAAAGUGAUAGAAGAAGUGAAAGUGACAGUGAAAGUUCAAGUGACUCUUCCUCUAGAUAUUCUGAUUGGACAGCUGAUGCAGGCAUCAAUUUGCAGCCUCCUUUACGAACAUCAUCUCGUCGGCGGAUUACCCGAUUUUGCAGUAGUUCAGAGGAUGAAAUGUCUACUGAGAAUUUAUCUCCUCCAAAAAGGAGACGAAAGAGGAAGAAAGAAAAUAAGCCUAAAAAAGAGAACUUGAGGAGGGUGACUCCAGGAGAGCUUGCAAAUAUGGAACAUUUAUAUGAAUUUCAUCCUCCAGUUUGGAUAACUGAUACCACACUUCGAAGGUCUCCUUUUGUUCCUCAAAUGGGUGAUGAGGUAAUAUAUUUUCGUCAGGGUCAUGAAGCUUAUAUUGAGGCUGUCAGAAGAAAUAACAUUUAUGAACUGAACCCUAACAAGGAGCCUUGGAGAAAAAUGGAUCUCAGGGAUCAAGAAUUGGUCAAAAUAGUUGGAAUACGAUACGAAGUUGGGCCCCCUACACUCUGUUGCCUCAAACUAGCAUUUAUAGAUCCUGCAACUGGAAAACUUACCGACAAAUCUUUCUCUAUUAGAUAUCAUGACAUGCCAGAUGUUAUUGACUUUCUUGUAUUGCGUCAAUUUUACGAUGAAGCAAGACAGAGGAAUUGGCAGUCUUGUGACAGGUUCCGUUCUAUCAUUGAUGAUGCUUGGUGGUUUGGAACGGUGCUAAGUCAAGAGCCUUAUCAGCGACAGUACCCUGAUAGUCAUUUCCAGUGUUACAUUGUUAGGUGGGACAAUACUGAAAUUGAAAAACUUAGCCCAUGGGACAUGGAACCGAUUCCUGAUAAUGUUGAUCCCCCUGAAGAAUUAGGAGCUAGUAUUUCCGUCACUUCAGAUGAGCUAGAGAAAUUGCUGUACAAACCAGAAGAUGGUGAAUGGGGUCAGAAAUCAAGAGACGAAGAAUGUGAACGAAUUAUUAGUGGUAUAGAUCAACUUUUGAAUCUCGAUAUAGCAGCAGCUUUUGCAGGUCCAGUUGACCUAUGUACGUAUCCGAAGUACUGUACUGUGGUAGCUUAUCCAACUGAUCUUUACACAAUUCGAAUGAGACUUGUUAAUCGAUUUUACAGGAGGCUAUCUGCAUUAAUUUGGGAAGUGAGAUAUAUAGAACAUAAUGCCAGAACAUUUAAUGAACCUGAGAGUGUAAUUGCAAGAUCAGCUAAGAAGAUAACUGACCAACUUUUAAAAUUUAUCAAGAAUCAAGACUGUACAAAUAUCUCUGAACUUUCUAACACUUCUGAAAAUGAUGAACAAAAUGCCGAGGAUUUGGAUGAUAGUGAUCUUCCUAAAACAUCUUCUAGAAGAAGGAGAGUCCAUGAUUGGAAAAAAAGUAUCAAAGCAGUCAACUAUGUUGAAAGCAACUGGAAGAAACAGUGUAAGGAAUUAGUGAACUUAAUUUUUCAGUGUGAAGAUUCUGAACCUUUUAGACAACCUGUUGAUUUGGUUGAAUAUCCAGACUACCGAGAUAUUAUAGAUACUCCAAUGGAUUUUGGAACAGUAAGGGAAACUUUAGAAGCGGGAAAUUAUGACAGCCCUUUGGAAUUCUGCAAAGACAUCCGGUUGAUAUUUAGCAAUGCAAAAGCAUAUACACCGAACAAAAGAUCAAAGAUUUACAGUAUGACUUUGAGAUUGUCAGCCUUAUUUGAAGAAAAAAUGAAGAAAAUCUCCUCUGAUUUUAAACUUGGUCAGAAAUUCAAUGAAAAACUUCGAAGAAGCCAGAGGUUCAAGAGACGGCGAAAAUGUAAUCGUGUCAGUCAGGCUAACAGAAGUAUCAGAAAUAUCAAGCAGAAGCGGUCAAAAUCUCAGACGAAAGUAAUUCCUGAGUUGAUAGGUUCUCCUACCCAGUCUACCUCAAGUAGGGCUGCUUAUUCUGCAAGCCACAAGAUGAGUGCUAGUCUCUCUUCGGGUGUUACAUCUGGUAACUCUUCAGAUUCAGCAGGAUCAUCAGAAAGAAUGAGAAGAAAUAGACCUGUCACUCUAACAAAUGGCUCUACAUUAUCUGAAAGCGAAAUGGAAGAUUCGUUAGGUACCUCUUCAUCAUCUUCAGCUUCACAUAGUUCAGAGGAAAGCAAAGAGAGUUUAAGAGCUCGUGAACCCUCUUUACGUAGUGGGCUGGCCAGAAACAGCAAUCUCAGGGUGACCAGAACCAGAGCAGCUCAAAGGAAAACUGGUCCUGUUUCUUUAGAAAAUGGAUGUGGCCGAAAAGCCACUCGAAAGAGAGUCUAUUUAAGUGACUCUGAUAACAAUUCAGUGGAGACUGCUGAAAGUUUAAAAGCCAGAGCUAGAAAUAACCGGAAAGUUCUACGAAAGUGUGCUGCUGUGGCUGCCAAUAAGAUAAAGUUAAUGAGUGACGUAGAGGAGAAUUCUAGCUCUGAGAGUGUCUGUUCUGGCCGCAAGCUGCCUCACCGCAAUGCUUCUGCCGUAGCUAGAAAAAAGUUACUACAUAAUUCUGAAGAUGAUCAGAGCUUAAAGUCAGAAAUUGAAGAAGAGGAGCUAAAAAAUCAAAAUCACGCAUCACCAUUGUCCACUUCUCAUGCUGCCCAGAGUACUGGCAGUGAAUCUGAAGACGGCGAUUCAGAGUCAGAAAGUGAUCUACGGGUAGCCCGGAAAAAUUGGCAUGCUAAUGGUUACAAGUCCUAUACUCCAGCAACUUCUAAAACAAAAUUUCUUAAAAUAGAGUCUUCUGAGGAAGACUCUAAAAGUCAUGAUUCAGAUAAUGGACAUGAUAGAACUGCUGGCCCAUCAACGUCUGGGCAGAAACUUAAGGCAGAACGCAUCUCAGAAGAAGAGGAGGAAGCAGAUUCUGAACCAAGAAAAUACAUUGGUAGGAAAUACAACGCAAGUCGCAAGAACGCUACUUUCCUUAAAAAAGCAAAGAUCUUCAGUGAUUCAGAGGACUCUGAAUCUGAAGAACAAGAUAGAGAAGAUGGCACAUGUCACAAAAUGGAAACAAACCAGAUUUCAGGGAAUUUGAAGUGUGAAUCUAUUGCUGGGUCCCAGUGUUUCUCAGAUCAUGUAUCUGAAACUGAUGUGGAUUCAGACGAUGACAAGACAAAACAAAAAUCAAGCAGUUCUACGAAAGAUUCUACAUCACAAGACCAUGGACAAAGCAGAAAAGUUUCCAGAAAAAGGGUCUGUUCCAGUGACUCAGACAGCAAUUCAAAAGUGGUUAAGAAAUCACCAAAAGCCAAAACAGGUCUCCAAAGGAUUCCUCGAAGAUGUGCAACCACCGCUGCCAGUAAGAUUAAGCUCAUGAGUGAUGUGGAAGAUGUUAGUUUAGAAAAUGUGUGUACUAGAAGCAGAAAUGGAAGGAAAAGGCUCCAUUUUGCAUCUAUGACAGCUAAGAAGAUAGUGAGUGAUUCUGAGGGAGAUGGAAACUGUGAAGUGCCAAAUGAACAGUAUGCCUGUGAAAGGAAGCCACCAGAAGCUGACUCAGAAGGUAGUACAAAAAGUAUUCACCAGUCUUUAAAUGGAGACUCGGACUCCGAAGGUAUUUUAAAUUCAGAACACAAGAACAGGCACACCAGUCGUCACAAAACAAAUGUUGCACCUUCUAAAACAAAGAAUUCUAUGAUUGGGUCUUCAGAGGAAGAUUCAAAAAGCCAUAUUCCAGGGGGUGAGAUUGGUAGAAAAUUUUCUUCUGAGUCAACUUUGGUGCAAAAAACUACUGCAGAGAAUAACUUUGAAGAGGAACUGAAUUACGGGCUGCGCAGGUGGAAUGGCAGAAGACUCAGGACCUAUGGGAAGGCUCCUUUCAGUAAGACAGAAGUUAUUCGUGAUUCUCAGGAAGCAGCCGAGACGGAAAUAAAAAGGAAAAGACUGCAUCCUGAAUUGGAAAAUGUGAAAAUUUCUGAAACAACAGGGAGUUCAAAGUGUGGACCUGACACUAGUCCCAAAUCUGAUUCAGAUUUGGGAUCUGUAACUGAAUCAGAUGUUGACUGUACUGAUGAUACAAAAACCAAAAAGAGGAAAAUGAGAGGAAAAGCAAAAGUAGUUAGAAAAGGUAAAACUUUUACAGCUAACAUAUCUAAAACUGUGAGACGACAAAGACAAAGCAAACGUCCUAGGUUAAAUUUGGAUGAUAAUGACUGGGAGGAUUUGGACUAUGCAAAAUCUAAGAGAGUUCUCCGACGUUCAAAAAUAAAAACGAGAAAUCAGGGUAGAAGGACCGUGAGAUACCAUGAUGGGGAUGAUGAUAGAAGCUUAGAAAAUGUGUUAGAUUUUGAUGAUUGCACCUUAUGACCUUGAGGGAAAACCAGUUCAUUUAGAGGAAAUGGACUGGAAUUUAUGGUGAAAGUUGGCUGUUGAAAUUAUUUGUGUCCUACAAUUCAGGGAAUAUAUUUAUAUUUUUCUAUGAAAAGUUAUGAAUGUGACUAAAUCAUGACUGUUAUUUUUAUUUGCACUUGCUUGCCUUUGUAGCAGCUUUCAGCACAGGUGCCAAAAUAUGCUUCAUUUUGGGGGCAGAUCUACUUUGACAGUAUUUAACUACAUAUAGCAAGAUUUUGAAAUAUGUUAAACACUAAAUAUCCUGGUUAUCAAAACCAAUGAGCAUUACUUUCUUGGUAGCAAGUGUCACACAGUUAUUUUCUGAAUUCAUCAAGAGGUGGUAGUUUCUAACCCCAGCUCUAUUGUAGUGUAACAAUUUUAUGUGACCUAUGUUUACAGAUUCUCCAUGAAUAUUAUGUGCAUAAUUACAAUCAUGGGAGGUGUAACCAUGAUUAGUAGGCAAGGUACCUACCACUUUUUUUUUUUCUUUCCCUGGCUACUUGAGUAGAAUGCAUUAUACCAGAUUUAGUAAUCUUCAUUGAAAUGGUUUCCAGUUUUCUUUCCAAAUGCUGUUGAGUCUUUCUCUCUCUUUAUUUUUAAGGAAAAUAUCACUUUUAUUUUAUAAACUUGAAUUUAUAAAGUGCUGGUAAAUUAUUUUUUUUUAAUAUUUUUGAUUGUAUAUUUUAAACCGCUAAGGCCAGACCAUAGUCCUAGCAUUUUCUUUUUAAAUUGUGCACUAACAAAAUGCUAUAUAAUUU
Molecule: messenger RNA, 7625 nt
Organism: Equus quagga
Lineage: Eukaryota; Metazoa; Chordata; Mammalia; Perissodactyla; Equidae
Product: bromodomain and WD repeat-containing protein 1
Exons: 41
Coding region: 13-6843 (2276 amino acids)
Biological process (GO): regulation of cell shape; regulation of transcription by RNA polymerase II; cytoskeleton organization
Cellular component (GO): nucleus
Molecular function (GO): protein binding
Source: RefSeq, a predicted model, not a curated record